Messenger RNA from Canariomyces notabilis, 450 nucleotides. RefSeq lists its product as uncharacterized. Lineage: Eukaryota; Fungi; Ascomycota; Sordariomycetes; Sordariales; Chaetomiaceae. The coding region runs from base 1 to 450 and encodes 149 amino acids. The transcript has a single exon. The record is from RefSeq and is a predicted model, not a curated record.
AUGAACUGGACUGAGGGAAACCUCUACCGUGCCAAUCGGGGCAGGCUGAGGAAAGUAAACCCAGCCCGCCAGCGUCAGAAGGAGUAUUUUGCUCGUGCUCGUGCCCGCGCAGCAGAGCUGAAGGCCCUCGCCGAAAACGGACCCCCUCCUAUCUCGUAUUUGCAACAGUCGAGCUCUCCAUCGUCUCGGCCUUCUCAUGUCUCCAACAAAUCUAACAGGUCUAACUCUUCCACCGCUCACCGCGCAUCACGCGCGCCUAGCCGGCCGAGAGUGGUGUCAGACAGGAAGAGGUCUAAAACCGCAGACCCGCAGGAUGACAGUCCUUUGCCUACCAUCAGUCGCUUUUUUCAGGAACGGUCGGGCGGCCUGGGAGCCGCUGCCCCGACUGUAGAAUAUGACGAGAAGGCGCUGGAGCAGAUGAGGCAGAGGUUGCUCGCGAAGAAGGACUAG